AUGGAAAAUGAUAAAAAACAUAACCAAAAACAAAAUAAUGUUGAUGAAAAUGAAUUCCCCAAUUCAAAGGUAUUAUUAGUAUCUGUAAAAAGGACCAGAAGAUUUUUAGAGAGAACUGCUAGGGAAUUAUUAGCUGGAGGAACACGCUAUAUUAUAUUAAGUGGAUUAGGAGAUGCAUUACCAUUAUGUGUUCAAUUACAAUCAUCAUUACAAUCAAAGAAUGCAGCUAAUGUUGUAAAAAUUGAAACAUCAUAUAGUUAUUUUAACUCGAACUAUUCUUAUACACCUGGUUUAAAAAUAUAUAUGGAAAAACAUCCAGAAUUUAAAGGUUCUAGAAUAUCUCCAGGAUAUGUAAGUUUUCAUGAGAAAACAGAUAGCUUUACUCCUAUAUAUGAUGAAAACCCAAAUGAAUAUAUUUGUUCUCUAAAUGCUGGAGAUAAUAAUUUAUAUGUUGGCGGUGAGGGUAUUAACGGUGCAUUCUCAGAACUCUUGUCUUCUCACAAUCAGGAAGUUGAUAAAUAUGAAUCCUUAUUUAAAGAAUUAUUAACCAAGGCAGUUAGCGAAAAUGGAGAAAAACCUGACGAAGAAGUGAAAUCCGUCCUAUACGACAAUGUAGACAAAAAAUAUCCAGAUGUGAAACUAGCCCUUUGUCGUAUUAGAAAUAGCUUAAAAAAAGGUAGUGAUCAUAGCACAGGAAGUGUAUUUAUUGUAACAUUUAAGAAAAACUUUCCACACAAGAAAGAGAAAAAUAUGGGUAUGGUAUAUGUUGUAGGACCAAAAGGAAAGAAUUAUAAUUCAGUGGAAGAAUUUUUAGAUGAAGUUCAAGAAACAGCAGAAAACUUAAUGACAACUCUUUGUGAUUAUAAUGGUUUAGUUAAAAGAGAAGAAAUUAAGCAUGUAAGAAUGAACACAUGUAGAAUCUGUUUAUUCUCAGGUAGUAUCUUUAAACACCCUAAUGCUUCUAAACUAGAUGUAGCUAAAGCUAUACUAAAUGGAUUAGCUGUUGGAUAUAGACACGGACCAUCACCAAGAUUAAAUUUUGCUUAUGAUGAAAAUGUAUUUAAAGAUGCAUGGGUAGAAACCACAGGAUUACAAGUUUUCAAUCACAAUGAGCAAUAA
Plasmodium adleri (nom. inval.) is the source of this 1119-nucleotide messenger RNA. Its product is annotated as DNA/RNA-binding protein Alba 4. Gene Ontology annotation, molecular function: nucleic acid binding. The record is from RefSeq and is a predicted model, not a curated record. NCBI's taxonomy places the organism in Eukaryota, Apicomplexa, Aconoidasida, Haemosporida, Plasmodiidae. Bases 1 to 1119 code for a protein of 372 amino acids. The transcript has 2 exons.